AUGAAAUUUGCAGUGUUGGCCACCCUUACCGGAAUAUUGAGCUUUGUUUCAGCUCAUAUGUACGCCAUUCGUGGCUUUGAAAACCAUGCCACCACCCAGUUAGAUGAUCCAUGGGAGUCAAUUUAUUAUAAGGAUUUGACAGUUUUCAACCUAGGUGACCCAGAAAAUUUCGCAAACUCUAUGGCUAAGUUGCAAGCGGCCCACGAGAAAGGUAAUCACGGAGAUGUAUUCUAUUGGUACAAUAUGUUGACGGCGGAACUGUACCUGUACUUCAGGAGAGAACGUACCGAGCAGCCAGACGUUUGGUGGUCGGAUGAGUUGAGUCGACUCGCUAGCGUAUACGGAGUCAAUUACGUUAACAAAUUAUAUGAUACCUCCGAGGAGAUUUUAACCCUGGCUUUGGAUUUAUUCUUCCAUGGUAACCAAACCAUAGUUGAGAGUGCCUAUAUGCCAGGGAAAUCAGUUGUGCAUUUUGGAAACAAUUUGCAAGGUGUUCCAGAACAAGUACCAAUUCUUGCAAAAGAAUCUUAA
This is a messenger RNA of Suhomyces tanzawaensis NRRL Y-17324, 531 nucleotides long. RefSeq lists its product as uncharacterized. The transcript has a single exon. The record is from RefSeq and is a predicted model, not a curated record. NCBI's taxonomy places the organism in Eukaryota, Fungi, Ascomycota, Pichiomycetes, Serinales, Debaryomycetaceae. Bases 1 to 531 code for a protein of 176 amino acids.